GGGGGGGGGUUCAAUGUGUUCUUUUUUGUUGUUUUCUAUUUUUAACCUAAAAUCAAUAUUUUGGACCCAGUGAUCUACUUAAUAUAAGUCCCUGGUAAUAUUUAUUAAUACUAUGAAAAGGCAUAUACAAGCAGUAGACCUACAAUUGGCAGGGUUUUGAGAAGUUUCCUCUUUGUUUAAAUCCUGAAGUAGAAGAAAGUGGGAUAAUAUUCCCCUUGUAUUGUUGUUCAAAUUAUUGUUCAGCAUGUUUAUUUCAAAGACAAGGAAUUUUAGCUAGCUUUCAUUUUGUUGCUAUCAAACAUAAUAGCACUGACUUAAGUGAGAUUCUCAUCCUGUUUUUCAGCAAGUAUUUAUGAAGCUGCCUAGAGCUUUCCUAAAUUUUGUCAACUAUAGUAAACGUUACUGUUUUGCAACAUUAAAGUAGCUAUCACAACUUAUAAAAUAAGGAAAACCUAUUUUGUGUAUAAGGGAGAUGUGUAAAUUUAGAAGAAAACCAAAAUCUGAGUCUUCUAGCAUUUCUCUGUAUUGUUGCAGAUAUAUUCUUGUUUGCAGAUAUAAGGGAAAAAAGGUGAAAAAAAUAACUUUUGUAAGAAAUUCAGAAAAAAGUAGUAGGUAUUUGUUCAGCAGUUAGAUUUUCUGCUGCAGACCAAUUUGAUGUCAAUGUAUUAACAUCUUUUUACCUAAUUUGUCUAUUUCAUUAGAAAUUAAAUAAAAACAAGCAAAAGGCAAUACACAAAAAACCCACACCAAAACCCUAAAAAGCCUGUUCAGAUCUUGUAGCCUCUAAAAUAGAAGCACUGUUUCCUCGUUGGUUUGGUGCUUGAAUCCAUGUACAUUCAAGUCCUGCAAACGUGGGCUCACAGAGGAGAGUUCUGGAAGAGGUCUGACCCACAAGACUGUUCUGCUGGGUUUUGAGUCACUUGCUCCUCUGGAGCCUUUGCUCUGAAUGUGCUUUUCUUGUCCUGCAGAAUCCCUGCUGUGCCAAGCAGACUUCUGCCCCCGUACGAGUAGCACACACCGGCUGUUGUUAGCGCAGCCCAGUGUUGCACGGAGAGGCCAAAUCAGCAUUGCCCUGUGACUGGGCUCUGAGGAAAUGCGCCUUGAAUGGGUUUUGGAGACAGCCUCUUUGUUGUGAUUGAAGAAAUAGCUGCUUUUAUUUUUAGUUUUGAUCUUUGAUAAAAAGUUAAAAUGCCUGAUUAUGCAAAUUCCUUUUGGAAAAAAAAAAUAUUGGUGACUUGGUUUAUGUAAAGGCAAUUGCAUGUAUAGAUUGGGAGCUACUGUUUUAAUUUUCCUUUUAAGUUAGCAGUAAAUAAAAUCAGCUUUUUAAGAGGAAGUAGCUCAUAUUCUGUCUUCAACAACAUGAAGAGCCAGACAGAAAAUAAAACCUCAGCUGCCCUAAAUCCGUUAAAAUACAUACAUUUUACAAUGAGAUACAUGUCUGAAACGCGGCACAGGCAGUUACCAGUUGAAAAAGAUGCCGUACAGAGGAUCAAAAAAUGUAGAAAGCCUAAUGAAAAGGGACAGCCUGGUUUUACAGUCUGGCAGGAGGAUAGCACUGAGAUUAGGGGAUUGAGCAAAAAGCCGGCGUGCAGAAUUGCGGGAUUUUAUAUAAUGGCUUUAGUAAGUAUCCUUUAGGACCCAGUGGAAAUGUUCAGUGAGGCAAACUUGGUGAGUAAUGGCCAAUCAUUAAGUGGUGAUGAGGGAAAAGCUCUGAACGUGAAGCCCCUGAGAGCUUGUCGAAUGCAUCACGCCGGGAACGCAGCAUUUCUGCCGCUGAUCGCUGACCAACGCCACACACCAGUAGAGUUGAUUCAAUGUUUAAGCCCGGGGGGACUUGUACUGCACGAGGUCACUGGAGUGCAGAGUGCCCGGCUCCCAGUUCCAGCAAGAUGCCUUACUUUGCAAAACUCCUUUUAUUAAUCUUCUGCUUAGUUCUUCUUGUGGAAAGCAGAAAGCACAGGAGGAGGAGGUGGACGAGCCAUCUGGAUGUGCAGAGGGCAAGUCACAUCUUUAAGAAAAAUCGUGACUUGACCAAAGCCUGGAAAGGAAAGACAGACCAGCUUCUCAGAGUCGAUGAACAUGACUUCACCAUGCGGCCAGCCUUUGGAGGCCCUGCGAUUCCUGUUGGAGUGGAUGUGCAAGUUGAAAGCUUGGACAGUAUUUCUGAGGUUGACAUGGAUUUCACUAUGACCUUGUACUUAAGGCACUACUGGAAGGAUGAGCGUCUCUCAUUUCCCAGCACCAACAACAAGAGCAUGACCUUUGAUGGCAGGCUGGUGAAGAAGAUCUGGGUCCCUGAUGUCUUCUUUGUGCAUUCCAAGAGGUCCUUCAUUCAUGAUACCACCACGGACAACAUCAUGCUGCGAGUGUUCCCCGAUGGGCACGUCCUCUAUAGCAUGAGGGUCACAGUGACAGCAAUGUGCAACAUGGACUUCAGUCACUUCCCCCUGGACUCUCAGACGUGUUCUCUGGAACUGGAAAGCUAUGCUUACACUGAUGAAGAUCUGAUGCUGUAUUGGAAAAAUGGGAAUGAAUCUCUUAAAACUGAUGAAAAAAUUUCUUUGUCUCAGUUUUUGAUACAAAAAUUCCACACCACAUCAAGACUGGCUUUCUACAGUAGCACAGGUUGGUACAAUCGACUCUAUAUAAAUUUCACUUUACGCCGACACAUCUUUUUCUUCUUGCUCCAAACCUACUUCCCUGCCACUCUCAUGGUCAUGUUGUCCUGGGUGUCCUUCUGGAUUGACCGACGAGCAGUUCCUGCCAGAGUCUCUUUGGGGAUUACCACUGUGCUGACCAUGUCCACGAUCAUCACUGGGGUAAAUGCCUCCAUGCCUCGUGUGUCCUACAUCAAAGCAGUGGACAUUUACCUGUGGGUCAGUUUUGUAUUUGUCUUCCUCUCGGUGUUGGAAUACGCGGCUGUGAAUUACCUGACAACGGUGCAAGAGCGGAAGGAGAGGAAACUGCGGGAGAGGUUUUCAUGUUCAUGUGGAAUACCUCACUCAAAAACUAUGAUGCUGGAUGGAAACUACAGUGAAUCUGAUGCCAACAGCCUGGCAGGAUAUACAAGAAACCAGAUGGUACCAGAAGAAGAAAAACCAGAAAAGAUGGUUGUACAUUUAGCUAUGAGCAAUGAAUCUAAUUCAUCGAGGAAGAGAGGCCUGAAGGGCCACGUGGGCUUGCGCAUCAUCCAGAACACUCAUGCAAUUGAUAAAUAUUCAAGAUUAAUAUUCCCAGGCACUUAUAUAUUUUUUAACUUGAUAUAUUGGUCUGUCUUUAGCUAAGCAUGCUGGCACAGCAGUGACUGAAUCAGAUGUCUACAAAACACUCUUUUGUUGGUACUUUUUUGUCUUAAUCUGAACACAAAGCUAGAAACCUGAUUAUUUUAUUGCUUCUUUGAAGGAUAAAUGGGAGGACACAUCCUCCAGGAGGCAAUUCCAUGUGCAGGCCUCGUGGAGGAACUUGCUGUACUGGUUGGUUUCCAGCCCAACCUCUUGCUCCCACUUGCUUUAUGACACAUGCCAUUUCUCAUACUUGAAAAUACGUGUCCACCAUACACCCAAAAGGUGCUGGAUGCUCAUUUGGGGCUGGCCACGCUGGUGGUGCCUGCUGUGCAGUGGACAACCAAAGGCAGUGCUCAUGUGAGCUGUAAGGAAUUAAAUCAAUGCAGCUUGUUUGGGGAGGUCUGGACAGUGCUUUUCUUGUAAGGAAACUGAAUGAGCACUUUCCUUUACUUUUGAGAAAAUUAUUUUGUGUUUUCUUCAGCAUAUAAACAACUUUUUUUCCAUUGUUUUGUGACGAACACCUCCUUUAAGGGUACAGAUUCUGCUUUCUGUCUGGAUAGGACCUUCAUCAGUUCCAUUAGGACAGCUGGCUGGCCAGGAUCAGCUGGGCUGGUUACAGAGCACAGGUGGUACGUUUGAGUUAGCGGGGUCUUUUUCUAGAUUACAAAGUGCAGCCCACAGACAAACUGUGUAUCCCAAUGUGCCUCUCCCAAUCAACACAAUGCCCUUCUGUUCAGGCAUUUGGGAUCAAAAGGGAUACAUGUCUGCCAGCACCUCUCUGCAGAAGCAGAGGCAUGUCAGAGAUUAAAUGGCCAAGAAUAAUACUGUGGGUCCAAGGUCAAUGUAAGUCCUUUGAAGCUGCUGCACAGCAUUGUAACAAGCUUAUGUGCUUGGCAGUUUUUCCUAUCCCAUGAUAUUUCCUUUUCCUUUGAUAACACCCCUGACAGAAAAACCCAAAUGUAGAAACAUGAUAGCAACAAGGCAGCGAUGCUCAGGUUUGUGUGCUCCUUAUUUUAAGAAAACACCAUGACUUUUUGGCUGUCGUGGAGAUUAUCAACAUCAAAACACUUGUUUACCAAGCGGAAACUGAGCAGUGGGGGCAGAGCUUGAAGUAUAAACAGCCAGGACUGAGGUUAGAAUAAAGAAAAAGCAAACAAAAAUACUGAUGUAACUGUAAUUAUUUGUCAGAACAUGAAAUUUUCUGCUUACCAUAGCAGGAAUUCUUACAUCCUAAAUCUCAGAGGAUGCAGAAAGGAGCAGAAAAAUGGCAACUCUUGGCUGUCAACAAUACCCAGGUUUUCCCUUGUGCCUCAAAUAUUACUGCCUAGGUCAAGAUGAUGAUGGCACCGAUUUAGUGGAAACAAAAUUGAUGGGAGAAGCUAAAAUUAACAACUAUGUUCCCCUUUAAUCAGCCAUGUUAAUUACUGACAUGAAUGGAGCUCUGUCUGGUCGUAGAAGUAGGAAACCACAGCUCUGACAUUACUGACAAGAAGGGGAAGGACAGUGAGGGGCACAAUUUCCCAUCCUGCCACUUAUCUCCUGAGCCACCAGGUCAGUGCAUUUACCACUCAUUGCUCAUGGACCUGAAACCUGGAUACUUCUCACAUUGACAUGUGGAGAUCACUACAAGAAAGACACAAAAAAUAUUGAAGAAAUAGACCACUCAUCUUUUGAGAGGUUAAAGCCUGGGCAUAACAGUGCAUUUGUCAGCAUUAGCAGUUUUGAGUGUAAAAAAGGAGCCAGUGUCCCAGCUGGCAGCAGGACAGUUGCAGCAAAGGGACCUUUGCUGGGGAAAGGCAGCAGAACUACACCAUGAAGCCACCAGAGAGUUCAGGGAGUGAGAAACUCAGUUCCUGUGCCCCCCUGUUUUGCCAGUCUUUCGGCAUUACCCACGGCACAUGCCAUUUAACCUCGCAGUGCCUCAGCUCCUCCAUCAAGAAAGUGAGGAGCACUAGGAUUUGCCUACCUCAUUAGGUGCCUGAGGGGCUCAACAGGCUUAGAUAGCACAUGUGUGGGGCAAGCCUAUGAUUUCUGAGCAGGUCACCCAGUGGGAAUUCAAUUUUGUAUUAGUUAGCACUGAGUUCUUCAAAUGCAUCCUCUGAACCAGUCCAGUUGGAAGAAAGCAGGUAUCUCUCCUGCCUUAUCAUGCUAUUACAACUCCUCAGCAUUACAAUGAUAUUAAACCAGGGAUAAAUGUAGACAAACAGCCAAAAAGUGAGUGCUGUCGAGGAAUAAUACCUCCUGGCAUACAAAACCCAGGAAGUCCUUGUGCUUUACUUUGCCAUUUCUUUUUAUUACACCUCCUGUUCCUUUAGAAGUUAUGUAAUAGAAAAGAUGUUCUUUAGGUCCUAUCAUUUUUGUACUAGCAUUCCAGGUAAUUUUUAUGUCUAAUAGGCAUCUUUUGGAGAGUAUACCUUACCAUUAUUUUAUUUGCAUGUGUACAUAACUGAUAGAAAUUGAUUUCUGCUUUCUUCAGCUUAUAAAACCAUCAAGAGGGUAUCUUUCUGCAAAAGAAAAAAAAUAUCCCUCCCCUAUCUUAAGCAUUACUUGAGCUCAUUAUUAAUUGAAAUGGUAUAUUAAAAGUAUAGAUAAAAAUAAAGCCUUCUCCCUCAGUCAGCAUUAUAAAUAAUAUUUUUCUGUUUAUUCGGAGGAGAGUGGCUAGGCAUGAAGUUAGAACAAAUAUUUGAAGUGUGGUAUUGACAAUGUAUUUCACCUUUGAUUUCCCCUGGAUUACAAAAGACUCCAUGAACACUGUCUAACUUCCAGUUGCCAGAUCCCAAAACCAAUGUUUUGAGAGAGAGUGCCUGAAGCUGGGCUCUGAAUGGUGUUUGAUGGAUACAACCCAAUUCUGUGAAGCACUGAGCAGAUGGAUAAUGAACCUACCAAAGGAGAGGAUUUUCAGAAGUGCACAGGAGAUUUGGGAAAAUUCAGGUCGCUGAUGAAAAUGCCUUCUCUGGACAACCUGGUCCAACUGCAAAGAGGAAAAAUGUCAGCUUUGCUCAUUCAAGUUCUGGCUUAUUGUAAUUUUACUUCUAACCAAAUCAUGUCUUUGAGAAAAAGUAACUAUAUAUAUAUAUAUGUGCACAUAUGUAUAACAUGUAUGCAAGCAUAAUGUAUAACAAAGGAAGACACUGGGAUGUGUACCUAUGUUAAAUAGUGUCCAUAUGUGAAAUUUUAAUAUAUUGUAUAUAAAUGACCAUUUAUUAUGCCCUGAAAACUUACUAUGUUGGACGGGAAAAAAAGGCUCUUAUUGUCAGUCAAGGACCAAGAAAUGAGGCAUUGGCAAAAAUAGAGGUUCUCUUACAGUUUUUUUUUUCUGAAAAAGGUUUGUGCAGUGGGUACAAUCCACUGUGCUGAUUGCUGUAAUCAAACCUGGUAAUAAAAUAGCAGAUGGAAAGGGUGGAAAAGAGUCAAUUUCAUGGUGUGAACUUUAAAAUGUGAUUUUAAUUCUGUUUGGAAAUCUGUUACCUAUAAGCUGAU
This is a messenger RNA of Parus major (Great Tit), 6764 nucleotides long. Its product is annotated as gamma-aminobutyric acid receptor subunit rho-2. The record is from RefSeq and is a predicted model, not a curated record. The transcript is spliced from 9 exons. Gene Ontology annotation, biological process: signal transduction; chemical synaptic transmission; monoatomic ion transmembrane transport. Gene Ontology annotation, molecular function: neurotransmitter receptor activity; extracellular ligand-gated monoatomic ion channel activity; GABA-A receptor activity. The coding region runs from base 1815 to 3284 and encodes 489 amino acids. Lineage: Eukaryota; Metazoa; Chordata; Aves; Passeriformes; Paridae. Gene Ontology annotation, cellular component: neuron projection; synapse; GABA-A receptor complex.